AUCGUGUUUUUAGUCUAGCGAGGAUUUGAGUGAGAGCGCUCAGGUUAGUAACAGCGGUUGGUCAAUCUUUCGUUUGGAGGCCGGAGUAAGCAGAAAAUCCAUCCACCAUGGACGCGAUUAAGAAGAAGAUGCAGGCGAUGAAGCUUGAGAAGGACAAUGCUCAAGACAAAGCCGAUACCUGCGAGAACCAGGCCAAGGAGGCCAAUCUCCGUGCUGACAAGAUCAUGGAGGAGGUCGCUGAACUGACCAAACGUUUGGCCCAGGUCACCAGCGAUCACGAACAGUUCAAGGCCUCGCUAGAGCAGGCCAACAAGGACCUGGAGGAGAAGGAGAAGAACCUCACCGCCACCGAGGCCAACGUAGCCGCUCUUACCCGCAAGGUCCAACAGGUUGAGGAGGAUCUGGAAAAGUCCGAGGAACGUUCCGGUGCUGCACUGUCCAAGCUGCUGGAGGCCACCCAGUCGGCUGAUGAGAACAACCGUAUGUGCAAAGUAUUGGAGAACCGUUCCCAGCAAGAUGAGGAGCGUAUGGAUCAGCUGUCCAACCAGUUGAAGGAAGCCCGUCUGCUCGCUGAAGAUGCUGACGGCAAGUCUGAUGAAGUGUCCCGCAAGCUGGCCUUCGUUGAAGAUGAGCUGGAAGUCGCUGAAGACCGUGUAAAGUCCGGAGAGGCCAAGAUCAUGGAGCUUGAGGAAGAGUUGAAGGUUGUCGGUAACUCGCUCAAAUCUCUGGAAGUAUCGGAAGACAAGGCCAACCAGAGAGUCGAGGAAUUCAAGCGCCAGCUGAAGACCCUCACCAUCAAGCUGAAGGAGGCUGAGACUCGUGCUGAGAAUGCCGAGAAGAACGUCAAGAAACUCCAGAAGGAAGUCGACAGACUAGAAGACGAAUUGGGCACCAACAAGGACCGGUACAAGUCCCUGGCCGACGAGAUGGAUUCCACUUUCGCCGAGCUGGCUGGUUACUGAAAGAGCUGUCUUGUACUUGUCUUGUUUGUAAAAUACUCCGAUCACCUUUGCCACAGCCGGUGCACUCGCGCCUUUUGAUUGAUAAGUUUUCCCAGUCCUACCUGGAAUUCGUGCAGCAGUUUUCCGCACUCGAUUGCACCACCAUCAAGUACCGUACGCAAUCACAAGAGAAGAGAAAAGAAUUCGACGCCCCGAACACCGACAAGCUUGAAGAACCGAUUAGAAAAAUUCAUGUUUUAUCAUAGGAAAAUAUUAGUGUCUAAUUAUCAGAAUCAUUUGUGUAAGUAAAAAGUAAGAGAUCGCUUUUUUAAAGAAAAAGAAAACGCGAAAAGAAGAUGAAAAGCCGUAUUGUUGUUGUUGUUUCAGUCAUCAAACAAGAUCAUGUUCAUGAUCAAAAGAUUUUUUAUUCGAUACUAUUAAAUAUAUAGGUUAUAUUAUAACAAAAAUAAGCGAAGAACCUUAUUUUAUUGGAGGAUUUUUUUUCUAACAAAACAUCUGACGCAGUCAAGUCGAGAAAGGGACAAAGAAGUUGGUGUUGCAAUCAAACCAGAUCUAAAAGCACUUGUCGUAGCACUCGAAAAAAUAAUCAAAAUAAUGUAUUACUUUUAUCAGUUAAUAAAAAGAAACAAUGGUAAUGCUAACUAAAAGAAAAAAAAAUAACAGCACAAUUCUAAGCUCAAUGGAACAAGGUGUCUGCUUUAAUUCGAUUCGCAUGUGCAUCCAUUGCAUGCGAUACUCGAGUUAGAAACUUAGGAAUCUCUAUUUCUCUAUUUUAUUUAGCAGAAAUCGUAUCAAAAUCUUAUUUAUUGUAAUGCUAAGUUUUGAUUUAUUUUGUACAA
This is a messenger RNA of Sabethes cyaneus, 1801 nucleotides long. It is a transcript of the gene Tm2, whose product is annotated as tropomyosin-1. NCBI's taxonomy places the organism in Eukaryota, Metazoa, Arthropoda, Insecta, Diptera, Culicidae. Gene Ontology annotation, biological process: actin filament organization; muscle contraction. Gene Ontology annotation, cellular component: actin filament. Gene Ontology annotation, molecular function: actin filament binding. Bases 108 to 962 code for a protein of 284 amino acids. The transcript has 5 exons. The record is from RefSeq and is a predicted model, not a curated record.